AUGCGUUGUCGUGCGUCUCUGUGAAUCUCAUUGUUUCGCGCCACUCAAAAUCUAACAAGAAAAAAUAACAGUGACAGUUGUUCGAGAAGAAAAGGUUUCUAUUGUAAGUUUUAUGUACAAUUGUGCUGAAAGUGUUGACAGAGCGGUUAUUAUUGCGAGUUAACGGAUUGCGGCCGAACGACCGCAGCUACAGUUUUGGAACGAUACAAAACAAACUUUCAACUUCAUUGAGUUUAUAGUUCUCAACCGCAAUGGCUGGAAUUCUGUUUGAGGACAUCUUUGAUGUUAAAGAUAUUGAUCCAGACGGAAAAAAGUUCGACAGAGUGUCUCGUCUGCAUUGUGAAAGUGAAUCUUUCAAAAUGGACCUUAUAUUGGAUGUGAACAUUCAGAUCUUUCCUGUUGAUCUGGGUGAUAAGUUCAGACUGGUCAUUGCCAGCACUUUAUAUGAAGAUGGAACACCAGAUGAUGGAGAGUAUAAUCCACAAGAUGACAGACCAUCACGAGCAGACCAGUUUGAUUAUGUGAUGUAUGGGAAGGUUUACAAGAUUGAAGGUGAUGAAACUUCAACAGAAGCAGCAACACGCCUCUCUGCCUAUGCUUCCUAUGGUGGCCUUCUCAUGAGGCUCCAGGGAGAUGCCAACAACCUUCACGGCUUUGAGGUGGACGCCAGGGUUUACCUGCUCAUGAAGAAACUGGCCUUCUAAAGCUCUUUUUUUUGUAAUCCUACUCAUAAUUUACAUUAUUGACCACAAUUCACAGAGUCAAAGGCUCAUGUCUGGAGUAUUCUGGCGUAUCUGGAGUUUUUCACUCGAACUGUAACGGAAAUGUUGGUGAAACAGUGAUGCAACAUUUUCUUCAGAAAAAAAGGACUAAAGACUGGAACACUUAUAAUGGCCGCACAGUCUAUCUGCAGUUAAAAUGUAAAUAAAUAUUUCUUUUAAUAAAAAUUAAACUGGU
This is a messenger RNA of Cynoglossus semilaevis (tongue sole), 957 nucleotides long. It is a transcript of the gene polr2h, whose product is annotated as RNA polymerase II, I and III subunit H. The transcript is spliced from 7 exons. Gene Ontology annotation, cellular component: RNA polymerase II, core complex; RNA polymerase III complex; RNA polymerase I complex. Gene Ontology annotation, biological process: DNA-templated transcription. Lineage: Eukaryota; Metazoa; Chordata; Actinopteri; Pleuronectiformes; Cynoglossidae. The coding region runs from base 252 to 704 and encodes 150 amino acids. The record is from RefSeq and is a predicted model, not a curated record.